Messenger RNA from Pyricularia pennisetigena, 1128 nucleotides. RefSeq lists its product as uncharacterized. The record is from RefSeq and is a predicted model, not a curated record. Lineage: Eukaryota; Fungi; Ascomycota; Sordariomycetes; Magnaporthales; Pyriculariaceae. The transcript has 2 exons. The coding region runs from base 31 to 1128 and encodes 365 amino acids.
ACGAUCCCUCUCGUCACGCUCUAUGUCAGCAUGGGUUUCAUCACAGCCAGGACCGUAUUUAGAGCUGUGGAACACUUUGCAUUCGAGGAUCUAACAGGCACCGCUUCCGAUGCCUGUCCGCAGGCGCGUGACACUCCGGCGGUCGUGUUAUACGAGUGGUGCUUUUGUGUCUUCGAGGCGACCUUUAUGCUGUCAGCCAUUGCUGUCUUCAACCUCUUCUAUCCGGGUCGGUUCCUGUCGUCAGACAACAAGAUCUACCUGGCGCAAUAUGGGCAGACUGAGCUUGAGGGGCCCGGCUGGAGUGACAAACAUUCGUUUACAAUGACACUCUUUAUGGUGGCGGCCACAUAUAUUCAAAAAGCAUCUCACGGAUAUCGCAACACUUUGCCAAGCGCAGCCAUGCAUACCUAUACUCAACUCCCCACAAGCCUUCCUUGCGAGGUCGUUGCGGCCCUUCAACCCGAGUGUCGGCCAAAGAUUGGCCAAGCACGGCGUCAUCAAGUCUUGGCUGCCUCUGUAGGGCUCCCACACCAUCCAAGCCCGCUUUCACUAGGCCGCGUCGGUGCUCUGCUUCAAUGGCCGGCGCUGAAGGAAGAGUUCUCCUGCAUUGCCCGAGCUGUCGUCACCGACCAAGCUGGUGUGAUCGGCAUGCAGGCUCCCGAAUUCCACGUUGUUCUUGCCAUUUUGCUUCCCGGGCUGGCUGUCAAACCUGGCAUGAAUCUGCCAACCUUGCAACACCUCUUUGACAAAGCUACUCAAGAUAACGCCUGCAGCAACAUCAGCAGUGAGGUUGACAGGAAUGAUGGCUACCACAAUGACGCCGCUACGCUGUGGAGAUAUGGACUGAAAGUCUGUUUGGAAACGGCAAAAGAGCCAACUGAAAACGCAGAUUUGAGCGCUAUCUACGCACAGUCAAUUCUUGGCUUACUGCUACGGAUAAGGCACAAAGAUGACUACAAGCAUAUGGUUCACUGGGUUCGAGAUGCGGACUUGUUCACCCAGGUCUGGGUAUUCUUUUGUACGCUGGCGUUUAUGCAAUUCACGGAGCUGGAGGCUGCCUACGAGCGAUUGAGUCUUGCGGCGAAGAUGCGGUUUAAGAUGGCCAGCCUUUUGAGGAGGAAUUAUUAG